Acanthochromis polyacanthus (spiny chromis) is the source of this 4053-nucleotide messenger RNA. It is a transcript of the gene pomgnt1, whose product is annotated as protein O-linked mannose N-acetylglucosaminyltransferase 1 (beta 1,2-). Gene Ontology annotation, cellular component: Golgi membrane. The transcript is spliced from 22 exons. The record is from RefSeq and is a predicted model, not a curated record. The coding region runs from base 71 to 2185 and encodes 704 amino acids. NCBI's taxonomy places the organism in Eukaryota, Metazoa, Chordata, Actinopteri, Pomacentridae. Gene Ontology annotation, biological process: protein O-linked glycosylation via N-acetylgalactosamine. Gene Ontology annotation, molecular function: beta-1,3-galactosyl-O-glycosyl-glycoprotein beta-1,3-N-acetylglucosaminyltransferase activity.
ACCGCACAAAGACCACACUAAAAUAAAUUGGAGAAGAAGAAGAAGAAGAAGAAAUGGAAGAAGCCGCUCGAUGACGUAUUUUGUUCUGCGACAGGAACGCCAUAACAAUGUGACGGCUACCCAUGUCUACGUGGUGUUGAGGAGCAGUACAUGUCCCGGCUGUUUGUGGUGGAGGAGGGCAGGCGGAGGAUUGGAACUUUGUGGUCGGCUGUCGGUCAGCAGGAUGGAAACCUGGACCCCCAAUCCCCGAGCCAAGCCUUUUAUCCCCCGCCAACAAAGAAGCUUGUAUCUCACCUGGAAAUACAAGCUAACCAAUAAGAGGACGAUUCGCCGGUUCUGUCAGGCUGGUGCUGUGUUGUUUCUGCUGAUAACUGUCAUAGUCAACAUUAAGCUCAUCUUGGACACUAGAAGAGUAGCUAAUGAAGAUGCAGCAGCUCAAGAAUACGAGGAUACGAUUCCUAACAUGGAGACGCCACGCAGGCCGGCCAAUGGACGCAAGAUCCUGGACAUUGAGGUGUACUCCAGUCGCUCCAAAGUCUACGUGGCAGUCGAUGGCACCACUGUGCUCGAGGAUGACAUGAGAGAGCAAGGCAGAGGCAUCCAUGUGAUAGUUCUCAACCAGGCAACUGGUCACGUGAUGGCAAAGAGGAUAUUUGACACCUAUUCACCCCAUGAGGAUGAAGCCAUGAUCCUCUUCCUCAACAUGGUGACCCGUGGUCGUAUCCUAAUUUUUACCAUUAAAGAUGAGGGCACAUUCCACCUGAAGGACGUUGCUAAGAACUUGCUAAAGAGUCUGGGUAGCCAGGUGUCCCUCAACCUCAGCUGGAGAGACAUGUGGACUCUGGUGGUGAAGAAAGGAGGUCAGGUAUAUGGAGAGAAGCACUCAAAGUCUCCAGCUUUGUCCACCUGGGGAGACCCUGUGUUGUUGAAGACCGAGGUGCAGCUUACUGCCUCUGAAGAGGCAGAGUGUCAUUGGGCAGACACCGAGCUGAACAGGAGGAGGAAACUCUUCUGUAGCAAAGUGGAAGGAUACGGCAGUAUCUGUAGUUGCAAAGACCCGGCACCCAUUGAGUUCAACCCUGACCCUCUCCCCAACAAUAAAGUCUUCAAUGUCCCAGUCGCUGUCAUUGCAGGAAACAGACCCAACUAUCUCUACCGGAUGCUGAGGUCACUUCUUUCAGCUCAUGGCGUGAACCCCCUGAUGAUCACCGUCUUCAUUGAUGGAUAUUAUGAGGAGCCAAUGGAUGUUGUAGAGCUGUUUGGACUUAAGGGAGUUCAGCACACACCCAUCAGCAUCAAGAAUGCCAGGGUGUCCCAGCACUACAAGGCGAGUCUGACUGCAACCUUCAACCUACACCCAGAUGCCAAUUCUGCGAUCGUACUUGAAGAAGACCUGGAUAUUUCCAUUGACUUCUUUAGCUUUCUGAGUCAGACCAUUUACCUUUUGGAUGAGGAUGACAGUCUGUACUGUAUCUCAGCCUGGAAUGAUCAGGGCUAUGAGCACACAGCAGAUGAUCCAGCACUGCUCUACAGAGUGGAGAGUAUGCCUGGUCUAGGCUGGGUCCUGAAGAAGAGCCUCUACAAAGAUGAACUGGAACCAAAGUGGCCAACACCUGAAAAGCUGUGGGACUGGGACAUGUGGAUGCGAAUGCCAGAACAGAGGAAAGGCAGAGAGUGCAUCAUCCCUGAUGUGUCCCGCUCCUACCACUUUGGUAUCAUCGGGCUCAAUAUGAACGGCUAUUUCCAUGAGGUGUAUUUCAAGAAACAUAAGUUCAACACUGUUCCCAAUGUGCAGCUAAAGAAUGUUGACAGCUUGAAGAAAGAUGCUUAUGAAGCAGAGAUCCAAAACCUGCUCAAAGAGGCAGAGGUGCUGGACCACACUAAAAACCCAUGUGAAGAUUCAUUCCUGCCAGACUAUGAGGGGAGGAUCUACGUUAUGUUCAUUAAGAUGGAAACUGAGACAGACACGUCCACUUGGACAGAGCUUGCCAAGUGCCUGCAUGUUUGGGACCUGGAUGUACGGGGAUAUCACAGAGGCCUGUGGCGGCUCUUUAGAAAAAGAAAUCAUGUCUUGGUUGUGGCUGUGCCAAUCUCCCCAUACUCUGUGAAGAAACCAGCCAGUGUAACUCCAAUUCACUUAGAGCCUCCUCCCAAAGAAGAGGGAGCACCAGUGGAACAAAUUUAGACCUGAUGUUUUAUUUACAGACACAAGCAUUUCUACCAGCCCAGGCCUUAAACACGCUGUUAAUUCUCGACAACUACUACUAAUAGUCCAGCAUGGGGCCAACAGCUACCAGUCUGACUUUUUCGAGAAAUUGAACUUGUGUACCAGAGAAUAGCCUGGAAAUGAAGUCCCUUUUUCUCCUCCUCCUUUUUUUUUUUUUGCUGCAUUAAGGAGCUGUGCUAAAUCCGUCCAACAGGUUGAAGAGUUGUGGUAAUGCUAAGACCAGUUUUGGUUAAUGGUGACUUUACAACCAAAAUGAUUUGGUGAUCUGUCAACAACUGUUCUUUUCAUUCCUUUGAUAACUCUGGGCUGAUCCAUGGCGUACUUUGAUUUCAAGUUUUUUGACAAAAAAAAGAUACAAUUGACACACUCAACAUAAUUUAGGCAGUUUUAUUUAGAGUUUUUGUAUUUUUUCCACUACUGAAUGUGCUAUCCAACUUGUAUAUAUCUUUUAACUUAUCUAUAUUUAUUUUACAUCCGUUAAUCAAGUUUUAGUGGAUUGUUUGCUUUUUCCAAAAGAAAAUCCACUUUUAUCACGGUUAGUGCUUUUUCAAGGGCCUAAUGUUUACAAAUAAUAUUGUACAUGCAUGUCUAUAUAUUUUUAAAUGAACAUUUAAAGAGUCAACAUAUUUUUCAAAGACUGAUACAGAGUGAAGAAGCCCUGUGGGUUUUUACCGUUAUUGACUGCUUGGGUCAGUUGCCUCGGAUUAGGUUUAAUGAGGGAAUGUAAAUGGUGGCUGAGAGACAGAAAGCAGAAAAAUUUUCUACAAUUUCAACCCGAUUUGUGUAGAAAUUGUAGCUUAGUAAUACAUAAUGUGUAGACUGACGACAGUGAUGCUUUCCCAUGAUAGGUGCAAACGGAAAGGGGGGGGGGAAGAAGAGCAUCUGGAUUGACAUUUAAUUAGAGCUUAAUGUUAUUGAUUUUUUUGUUAUCAAGAGGAGAAAUAAAGUAACCUUUUUUGUGCUUUUUGGUUAUAUUUAGGCAAAGUUCUCAGACAGUCUUGCAUCUGUUUGUAAACAAAAGUCUGGGGCACUUGGUUUCAUCAGAGACUGCAAAGAAAAUGAAAGAUGAUCAUCAUGGUCAAAGGUCUCGCUAGUCUUUCUGAUCCUACAUGACGAAGAUAGAUGAAUUGAGAAGCAUGAUGCAUGCAAACAUCCCUUAACCUUUUUAUCAUGUGGCAGUAUAGUGACAACAUAAGAAUUUAACUCUGGACAGUUGACUCUGUAAACGGUGCUCAUUACACAACUAGGAACAUUUGAAACUUAGCCCUGAACUUACACAAAUGAAUAGUGAAAAACUGAAAACUCUUUUUCUGUGUUGCACAAUUACUUGCUUUUUUAAUUUUAAAAGUAUGGUUUUAUUUUAAAUAGUAUUUUUCUGGAGGCCUUGCAAGCUGAAUGCUGCUGACAGGUUUUGAUGCACGCAUAUGUUAAUACUUUGUAGUAUUUUUAAGAGUUGACUUAAUUUCUUGGUGGUGCUUGUCAGUUUUGGUGUCUCUCAACCACCGCUGAAGCCAGAGGCUCCAUAAUUUCCAUCCCCAGUAAACAGAGAUAUCAGCUUGGAAAAUUUGUAUAAGCAGAAUAUAAAAAUCUUUAUCUCAGUGCUGCUGAGUUACUACUUACCAGAAUGACCCUUCUAUGUUUUAUGACUUGAAACAAGUGCUGUGAUCAGAUAUUAUCAGCUUGAACUCAUGUUUGUUCCAAAUUUUCCUUUGUUUUAUUCUUUCAUUGGACUGCUCUCUAUGUCAGAGUGGGGAAAAGGUUGAUAGGUUUGUUCUAAAAUGUUGCUGGACAGAUUUAGUGUCCUAAUAAACUGAAACUGAAAAUUU